AUGUUUGUUAAUAAUGUGAAAAAGGAACAUAUCUUGAUUAAACAUCUCUUUAAUGUCAAAAAUGUCCGGAUGGUUGUAUUGAUUGCACUUCAUCAAAUGAAUGUUAAUCUUGUAAAAGUGGAUAUUAUCUUCCUUCUCCAAAUAAAGUUUGUAAUUAAUGUUAAGAAGGAUGUGCAAAUUGCAAUAAUGAUUAAGCAGGAACAUGUUCUAAAUGUUUGGAUUAUUAUACACUUAAAAACAAUCAAUGUUAAUCUUGUUUAAAAAAUUGUAUUUAAUGCAACUAGUUUGGUUUGUGCAUUUAAUGUGAUGCUGGGUAUAUAAGUUAAUAUAAUUAAUGUGUAUAAUGUAGUUAAAAUUGUUCUAUUUGUUCUUAAACUAAAAAUUAAUGUGAGUAAUGUAUUUAAGGUUAUUAUUUGGAUGCAAGUUCUUCGACAUGUACUAAAUGUAAGAACUCUAAAUGCUAAAAGUGCAAGUCUUCAAAUAGUAACUAGUGCAUUAGUUGUAAUUAAGGAUAUCAACUAAUUGGUAACAACUGCAUUAAUUGUUAAGGAGUUGAAGGUAGCAGCUCAUAUCCAUUAGGGGUUUGCAUUAAGUGCGGAACUGUUGAUAAUACUUGUGAUCAAUGUGCACCAGGAUAUUAUCAAGAUCCAAUAUCUAAAUUUUGUUCAAAAUGCCCUACCAGCUGUGCUAAUUGCAUUUCAAACCAGGUUUGUAUCACUUGUAAGAUGGGAUUUUAUUUUUAGUAAAACAAAUGUAUACCUUGCCCUCCUAACUGCAUAAGUUGCAAUUCGAAAACUGACUGCAAGCAGUGUAUAAAUGGGAUGUAUUUCAAAGGAAAUAGAUGUACACCUUGUACUGAUUAUUGUCAAAAAUGCUAAGGAAGUGUUUGUCUUAAGUGUAUUCCAGGUUAUAUUCUAAAUGGGGAAACUUGUAGAAUUUGCACAGAAGAUGUUUGCACUUGUGAUUUAAAACAUAUUUAUGAUAAAAUUGAAGUAUAUCUAAAUUAUUAAUCUAUUUUGA
Tetrahymena thermophila SB210 is the source of this 1020-nucleotide messenger RNA. RefSeq names its product transmembrane protein, putative. The transcript is spliced from 2 exons. The record is from RefSeq and is a predicted model, not a curated record. NCBI's taxonomy places the organism in Eukaryota, Ciliophora, Oligohymenophorea, Hymenostomatida, Tetrahymenidae.